Actinia tenebrosa (Australian red waratah sea anemone) is the source of this 1389-nucleotide messenger RNA. RefSeq names its product calcineurin subunit B. The record is from RefSeq and is a predicted model, not a curated record. Gene Ontology annotation, molecular function: calcium ion binding. Lineage: Eukaryota; Metazoa; Cnidaria; Anthozoa; Actiniaria; Actiniidae.
AACUUGUACCUAUUGUUUAUUCCUAAUCAGCCGAAAACAUAAAACGAAGACUUUGAUUGGUCAACUCUAAACAUCUGGUUAAUCUUUUUUACGCGCUUUCUGAUUGGUUAGUAAUUGGAGAGUUGUGUAAAUUUACACAAGCGUGAAAUAGCUCAAAAACACGUUGAAAUUUGUUGUGAAUUUCAAGCAAAAAUAAUCAAAAAUGUGAAUGAAAUGAACGAAGACGAUCAAAGAAAAUGGUUGAGUGUAUAUCGAAUCCCCUCAAACCGUCAAUGUUCCUUAAAAUAACUUWAAAAUGGGAUCAGGAGCUUCAGUUCUUCCAGAACAAAUUAUCCAAGACCUUGAGAAAACCACCAACUUUACAUCCAAAGAAAUAAUCAAAAUUCUCCAACGCUAUACUCACUAUGAUACAGAUAACUUCCACUCCAUCCCUAUAAAGUACUUCCUUGAUAUCCCUGAAGUAUCGACCAUCCCAAUCAUGCCGAAGGUCGCAGCACUUUUCCUGGAUCCUGCAACAAAAGGCAUUACGCCUCAGAAUUUUGUGAAUUUAUUUUCCAUGCUGAGCUCAAGAACACCCCUGGAGAAAAGGAAAAAGUUUGCUUUUAAGGUACUGGACACAGAUGGUAAUGGAUUCUUAAGUCAAGACGAGAUGUUUAGCUUUUAUAGAUUACUCCUUGGACCCACACUCACUGAUAAACAAAUACUCAACAUCGUCAUGACAACCAAUAAUAAGCAUGCUGCUAAUAAGCAAGGACUUUCAUACCAAGACUUUCUCAAACUUGUUUCGGAUGAGGAACUCAAGAACCUGUUUACAGUGGAUUUGCAGUUACCAUAGAAACCAUACAUACAUCGAACGUGUGGUUUAUUGAAAUUGACACUAUUUUAAAAAGUUACAAGAAAAGUUGAAUGAACUAUUUACAAAAUUGUGAUAUUUAUAAAAAACUUAUGCAGUAACUUAGAAAUUCAUAAAUAACAGUGCAGAAAUAUUUCUUAAUAAUUUAUACCUUAAAUACAUUCUUGGUAACCCAGGGGUAAAAUUCUGUCCCUUGUUUCUCACUACCAGAAAAAAAUAUUUCAGAACAAAAUCUUUUUUUUUUCUGGCAGUGAGAAAUGAGAGACACAAUUUUACCCCUAGGUUAUGGAGGAUACCUUAAAUACUGCUUAAACAACAUAUAUUUUAGUUGUUUUGCUUCAUUCGUGCAUUAAAUUAUCAAAUAAGUGCAUUUUGAAAAUAAUUCCUAGUUUAUAUGGAAUUUUAAAAUAAGGUUAUUGAUACAGGGGUAAUUAAAACACACCUUAUUUUACCCCGUAUGAAUGGCCCUAUGAUUUAUGUAUAUGAGUAUACGUGCAUUAAAUAACAACAAUAAAUAUAUUGAAAAAUAUUGCGAA